Molecule: messenger RNA, 1676 nt
Organism: Spinacia oleracea (spinach)
Lineage: Eukaryota; Viridiplantae; Streptophyta; Magnoliopsida; Caryophyllales; Amaranthaceae
Product: WRKY transcription factor 55
Exons: 3
Coding region: 158-1327 (389 amino acids)
Biological process (GO): regulation of DNA-templated transcription
Molecular function (GO): DNA-binding transcription factor activity; sequence-specific DNA binding
Source: RefSeq, a predicted model, not a curated record
UUUAAUUAUCAUCUUCACCACAUCAAAUCAAAUCAAAUAAAAUCAAUUGAAAAAGCUUACCAUUUCAUUAUAACGUUAAAUUAGUGUUAAUUACAAUAGUGAGCUUGGACCAAGCACUAAUAAAAAGGUAGAUUGUAGUAAUAAAGUGUCACAUAUUAUGGAGGGGGGUGAUAAUAAUAAUAAUAAAAAUAAUAAUGAAAAUAUUAUUAAUGAUUCAACAAUGAGUUUAUUAUUUCAUGGUUGUGACUUAGCCAAGAAAAUGGAAUUGGAUAUUUCUAAUAGUAUGUGGGUUGGUGGUGGUGGUGCCCCUCCAUUGAUUGUAGCACAAAAGUGUGAGGAGAUAAUAGAGGUGUUUAACACGGCAAAGCAGCAGCUUAGUAAUUCCGGCGGUUGUCUGCACCAAUUGCCAUUGGAUUAUCAUCAUCCUUAUCAACCUGCAGAGAUGGAGGCGGUGUUCGAGUACGCGCACCAUCAUCACCCUAAUAACAAAGGUAAAGGAAAGGAGGAGGUAAGAGUCUCUCUGAAAGCUGAUAGCGGUGGCAAAGAUCAAGAAUUUGGAGUACAUGGAAUAAUGACGGAUAUUGGUGGUAGCUCGACUUCGGGUUUGAGGAGCUCAUCAUCGAGGAGGUCUUCAUCAAGAAAUGAUGAAGAAGGGCGCUAUCGAAGGGUGAGGAUGGCAGCUCCAAAGAUAGGGAAUACAGAGAUGCCACCAGAAGAUGGUUUCACUUGGAGAAAAUAUGGUCAGAAAGAGAUUCUUAACGCUAAGUAUCCUAGGAGUUACUAUAGAUGCACACAUCAAAAACUAUACAAGUGCAAAGCCAAGAAGCAAGUCCAACGACUUGACGACGACCCAUUCACCUUUGACAUCCUCUACCGGGAGGAACACACUUGCCACAUGUCCAACACAGCGCCGUCCUCCGUCCCAUCACCACCAUCACAAACCGUUCAAGACAUAUUCCUUACUCCCCACCACCCAAUCACAACCGUUGCAUCUCCUUAUCAUGAGUGGCUUUCAAUAGACCACAGUACUAAACCUUCAUUAUUUGAGAGUGCAUGCACCACAUUUGUCGAACACCAGCAACAACAAGAAUUGUUAUAUCGUGUGAGUAGCAGUAGCAGCAUCCUGUGUACCAGCAAUGCAGAAGGUGAAACCUCCACCGUUAGAUCUCAUAUUGGAAGAGAUCAUCAAGCCGUUGAUCUGUUAAAUAAUCAUCAUAUGGUUGAUUGGACUGAGAUGUUUAAUUCUGGGAGCAGCAGUAGCAAUAGCAUGGAACUUAUUUUUGCCCCUACUCAAGAUAAAUGGGACAACAAGAUUAGAAAAGGUUAAUUAAAAACUAUUUAGCUUCCGUGACCUCACAUUAAUUGAAAAUUUUAAGAUUUAAUGUAAGUUUAAACUUUUAUUAACAAGAAGUAUUAAUUUUAUUCUUUUGAUACGUAUGGCAUAGGUCAUAUAAGAUAGACGCCAUCAUACAGGUAAAUAAAACAGGUAGUGUACAUUAUUAUUCCUUGAGAAAAGGAUUUUCUGAUGUAAUUUUACUUUAAAACGAACCAUGUACGUAGCGACUCUGUAGGAGAAGGUUAAUAGCUACUCUUAGUUUUGUUUGUAUUUCUAUUAAUUCAAUUAUUUAUCUUAAAUAUGUUGCAAAGAGGGAGAUCAAUCGUAAAAAUCUAUUCAU